AUGAAGAAGCGUCCCCGCAGCAAGUCUAGCACACACGGUUCUACCCCCCGCAAGCGCCCCAAGCGCCGCUCAGAGAACCACGGCUCGCCAGAAGAGCCGGAAAGCCUCACGCCCACACCCGACGAGCCGACCAAGGCAGACGACUUCUGGCCGGUCGAGAAAAUCUGCCGUCACCGUCUCAUAGAGGACGAGGUUCAGUAUCUGGUCCAGUGGGCCCCGCAUCCCGUCACCGGGGAGACCUAUAGACGGAACUGGAGGGACCCAGACGACGUUACAGACGACUUGAUCCAGUCCUACUGGGCGGAAAAGAAGGCAGAGGAUCGGGAAAAGAAAGCGAAGAGAAAGAGCACACAGAGUCAAAAGAAAGCAGAGAGGAAGAGCACACAGAGUCAAAAGAAAGCAGAGAGGAAGAGGAAAUCGGAUAGCAACACGCCCUCCAGACGUUCGGAGCAAGAAAAAGAUCGUCAAGCCAGUGAACAGCCCAAGAAUCCGCCACCAGGACAGGCAGGAACCGACCCGCGGGACUAUAGCCAAGCCGACGUCGAUCUCACCUUAUUCACGGAGUCUGGGUUUUGUGACGAGCCUGAUAACUGCUCAGAGCACUCGACUCCGCCGGCACCACCCCGGAAAGAAGAGUCCACGUCCCAGCCAACGUCCAAUUCAGAGCCCGAGUCUGCACUAAAGCCUGAGGCAGAGUCAAAGCCCGAUUCAAAGUCGGUGUCGGAGUUCAACCCCGACUCUACUCCAGAGUCAGUGGUAGACUUGUGGUCUGGAAUUGAGCCAGGUCCUGCUCGAGAAUCAGAGCCGGAAGGUGAACGAGGGAGAAGAUCAAGGUCAGGUUCCGAGUCAGGAGCUGAGGCAGAACAAGAAUCAGCCAGAAGCCCCAGCAGACUAGACGGCGCCGAACCAAGCGAGGCUAACGCACCCAUAUCGCAAGAGCCCUCUGGCAGUGCUGCAGCCUCAACACCGAGCUCGAUUCCGCCCAUAUUACCUGGUUCAGCACAAGAACGUGGGGGAGAACCUGAUCCGGAGCAGGAUCGAGGACUUGCUGUUGGGCAGACGGAGGCGGCUCACACACUAGGCAGUGCUCCAACCUCACCGCGCAGGACUCCCCGUCCGGGGGCUGCGGAUCUAGCUGCCGCCGCCAGACCUGCAGAGCCAUCGUCGGUCCCACGUCCGGUCCCUUCGGAAGUUGAGCCGCACGACCGACUGUCGGAACAAGCCACUCGACCAGUAAAGGGAUUGCAGAAAAUUCUCAACCUGACGAGCCGUCCAGCCUGGUUGACCACAACAUAUCUUGCUAAAAUUUCCCCAUCGGCCUUGAGCCCCAAAUCCGACGCGAUGGAUCCCCCCACUCACCCGACCUUGAACUCAUCAGGAAUUGUUCCUCGCGGAGCUCACGGCGACUCGUUGGUGGACGAUGGUGCUCUAGGAGGAAGUGCGCUCCCAAUUCAAGACUCCAUCGAGAGCGAAGAACCCACACUCCAUGGGGAGCAGUUCUCGUCGGACUCCAAAGCAAGCUCGAGUCAGCAAUCUGUCCAAAACGAACGGGACGUACCUCGAAUGGCUGAACUGGUCCCACAAAGCCUUCCGAUUCUUGGGCCUGCAGAAUACGCGGUCGCCCUCCCCUGCGACGGCAAGAUCCAGUCAAUUUACUCAGAUAUCAUCACGUCCAAGGAAAAGGCCAUCAAGAAGUUUCUCAGCAGGCACGAGCCCGUCAGUUCUGCCACCGAGUCUCCUGCUCGAACGCAAGAGAGCAUCGAAAUGAACGAACUGAUCCAGCGUCUGCACGACACGGUUACGCACAUGGAUCUGGGGCUGCCUGGAAUCGCCACUCCAUCUCCGCACGAAUCGCAGGAAGACGCCACUUAUGCAAACUAUGCCAGCAUGAAAUUCUCUUUUCUAGGGCACCUCGUGGAUGUGUUUAAAAGCCUUGGCUGCUCCAUUGUCAUCAUGGCUCGAGAAGGACCAAUCCAGGAUUUGCUGGAGAAUUACUUAAAGAUGAAGCAAAUCACGGUGAAGCGACAGGACCGUAUGGUCCGUGCGAAGCCAGAUCGGAUCAGUACAGAUUUCCAGGUUGACCUGGUGAGCACCUGGUCGACGCAUCAAGUUGCCAUGCACCCCCGGCCUAUCAUGAUGAUCGCAUUUGAUUCUUCUUUCGACUCGCAAGAUCCUCAGGCUGCACGAAUCCGCGCGCACUUUUCUUACAAAUACCCCGCGCUUAUGCCAGUCGUCCACCUGGUGGUUGCAAACUCAUCCGAACACGUCGACCGCUGUCUGCCAAAGAGCAUGCCGGCCCCCAUGAGGCUCAAAGCGCUGGUCCGGGCGACCUAUCAAGCUUGGCCGAAUCUGGGGCGGCAGGUGACCUUCAUACAACGUCCGUCAGAUGAACCCGAGGGAGGCCGGGCCAUGGAUUUCGCCGACACGCAGAUGGGUACCAAAAAGACCCAGGAACGGUUGCUUGAUCACUUUGCCAGCACCGUCAUGCAGGCCGCCAUAUCGCCCGACUUUGAAGCAUUUUGGGAGCAGGAGAGCCUGUUUCUCAUGCCCCAUUUGCAAUUGACAGAGUUGACAGAGACGCCCGCGAAACCUAGUGGCGUGAACACCAGGGCUGAGACACCACGGGAGCCUGUGACUCGAUCUCGGACCCCCUUAUCACGCUCCGACACUCCGUCGGGCAGAAAGCGCUUGCUGGAAGCGGAUAGUUUCCUCCCCGCACUGCAAAAGCGACAACGUCUUACGCCCCUUCGAGAUCGAGAUGCGACCGAAGCGAGCAGCAGCAGCCGAAGCGAGACGGCCAACCAGGUUGCGCAAAUCCAGGACCGCGUCAAGAAGCUGGAGGCGGAGCUCGAGAAGGAAAGGCUGGCGCGACAACAGGCGGAACGAGCUCGGGACGAGGCAUAUGAACAGGUAGCGGUGUGGAAACAAGCUCAUGCCGAAGUGCAACGCCGGUACGAGAAACGAAUGGUGAAGGGCCACAAGCUGGAACGUGACUACUCGAAAGUCCUCAAAACCCGUGAAAGGGACAAGGCGAGAAACGAAAGAAUCGUCGAGGACGAUCUCGCCUUGAAGCAGAAGAACGCAGAGCUGCAGAAAGAACUUGCUGCGGUCCGCGCGGAGAUCAAGGCCGGGGGUGGCGAUGCGGCGGCGCUGGAGACGGCGAGGGAAGAAGCUCGCACGCUGUAUGCGAAGAGUACCGCCUUGGAAAAAAACCUCGAGAACACGCGCAAAGAUUUUGAUUUCACCCGCACCCAGUAUCAGGAGGCAUCGAACAAGGCCGCAGAGUUUGCCACCCAGAUCAAGGACUUGGAAGAACAGGUCGCAAGCCUGAGCCAGCAAGCCGGCACCGAGAAGCUACGCUUGAAGGAGACCAGCUACGAGGACAGCAUCACACACCAUCUCGCCAAGAUCGCCGAAUUGGAACAGGAGUGCAAGACUCGGGACAUGCUUGUUCGGAAAUUGGAAGAGGAGAACCGCAACCUGAAGCGAAACCGUGGCAUUCAGACUCGCGGGUCUAGUGUGCAACCCCCCGGCAGCCCAGGACUGGACGGACACAGCGGCCGCGGCACACGAAGUCGCCAGGGAAGUCCGGCGCAGGGUAUGUUUGCGAAUUCGUACCAUACCGGUGCCACGAGCAGAGGCAGCUUAUUGAGACACGAACGGUAG
This is a messenger RNA of Fonsecaea erecta, 3666 nucleotides long. RefSeq lists its product as hypothetical. The transcript is spliced from 2 exons. Gene Ontology annotation, molecular function: damaged DNA binding; single-stranded DNA binding. NCBI's taxonomy places the organism in Eukaryota, Fungi, Ascomycota, Eurotiomycetes, Chaetothyriales, Herpotrichiellaceae. Gene Ontology annotation, cellular component: site of double-strand break; nucleus; Smc5-Smc6 complex. Gene Ontology annotation, biological process: double-strand break repair via homologous recombination. The record is from RefSeq and is a predicted model, not a curated record. Bases 1 to 3666 code for a protein of 1221 amino acids.